UGGGAGGCACUCCCACCCAAUACAAUAUUCGUAGACGUCGGUUCAGCACAGGGUUCCGUUGCUUUACACGUACUACGGCACGUGUAUGCGAAGACUCCGACAUUCAAGGUUGUCUGCCAAGACCUAGAAGGGCCUAUUCAGUCAGCCAGACAGUUUUGGCAGGAUGAAUUUCCUGAAGCACUGGCGGAUGGGCGAGUCGAGUUGCAA
This is a messenger RNA of Dichomitus squalens LYAD-421 SS1, 207 nucleotides long. RefSeq lists its product as uncharacterized. Lineage: Eukaryota; Fungi; Basidiomycota; Agaricomycetes; Polyporales; Polyporaceae. The annotation marks the transcript as partial. The transcript has a single exon. The record is from RefSeq and is a predicted model, not a curated record.